UAGAGAGCUCUGAAAACCCCACCGAGGGUUUAAGAAGUUCGAGUGGUUCCUUCCGCUCUCUUCCUCUCAUCUUCCGAUGACGACGACGACGGAGACCGUGAGGCUUCGGGUGGCAUUCAAGGAGCGCCACAUUCUGAGCAAGUCGCAGAGGACACAAGGACUCCGGCGGAGCUGGAUUCUACUCAAGCCUCACCUCCGCAUCAUCUCCGACCUUGCGGCCCAUCUCCUACACGCUUUCGGCCUCCACCGUUCUUGUCCCGAUGGCCUCCUCAUCUCUAUGGAUGGGUUUGUGCUUCCGCCUUUUGAGUCGACCUCCAUUUUCAAGGAUAAAGAUAUUAUCAGUGUGAAAAGGAAAGAGGGCGCAUUGUCUGAAAUUGCAUUGAUUGAUGAUGGAACAAACGCUAUUGAGGUGGAGGAAAUUGUGGAGAGGCAACCAAUUAAUGGAGGCAUGAAGCUUCUGGCUAAUGAGGAAUUCGAAAAGGAAACCGGAGGAUAUGAUAGUGAUUCGGAAGAGGGUGAACCUGACCAAUUGGAGGAUAUACUUCCUGUUGAAAAUGCACCCGAUACCGGUUCAAACAGACGGUCCAAGAAAAGGAAGCUUUCAGACAAACCUCAGAGCUCUAAGAGGAAGAGAAUUAAAUCUGCUGCUACCGCAGAAUGUUCAGGUUUACCUGAAGACCUUCAGAAUGAUGUCCGUGCGGAGAAGAAAGAAAGUUCUCCUCAGUCUCGUGUUCUUACCAAAAAGAGUCGUUCCAAGAAGGAAAAGUCGUUUAGUGUAGAGGAUGGACCGGAUCAUUCAAGCACUCCUAAAACUGACAAAAGAACCAAUGGAAUAGGUCAAUCACUGCUCAAUGGAAAGAGGUCCUGUCAGCUUCAAGAGAAUGAAAUAAAGGGUGUGGUUUCAUCUGAUAUGCCUGAUGAAAUUAAAAAGAUUCCUAGUAGAAGUGCUCGACGUAAAAAGGCCAAAAGGCAAUGGUUGAGGGAAAAAAUGAAAGCUGAGAAGGAAGAGCUUUCCAAUUUGCAGUUACAUCAGACGCAAUUGCUCAAAACAAAUAAUCAGCAAUCAACUGGUAAAGAUAAACGUCAACAACCAAACACAAACAGUGAAGGAGAGGAUGAACAAUCAGACACAGAUAGUGACGGAGAGGAUAAGCGAAUGAAAACAGAUAACAAUGAAGUGAAUGAGCAACAUAACACGGAUAAGGAUAAGGAGGAGGAUAUUGUUCCUGUAGUAAUUAGGCCAGGACAUAUUCGCUUUGAACCCCUCGGAAAAGUGGACGGAGAUCAGCCUAUUCAGCAGAAUAGAAAUCCAGUGGAAAAUUUUCGGUGGAAUGGAAUAACCAGCAAGAAGAGGGGUCAAAAAUGGGGUAUGGAGAAAACAACACAUUCAAGAAGUGACCACGAAGAUCUGAAUCAAGAGUCGCCUGAAAUACUGGGUAUCGAAAAAGAGAUUCCUGUAAAUGACCACAUGGACUUCGAUAAGCUUGAGCUCUGUACCUCUUUACCUAAGGAAGGUGAUCAAAUUGCAUAUCGCUUGAUUGAAUUAACAUCAUGCUGGACUCCUGAAGUUUCCUCAUACCGAGUUGGAGAAGUGUCACGGUACGACCCUCAAUCAAAUAAGAUUAUGCUAGUACAGGUUCCAGAAUAUCCCAUUGUUUUUGCGGAGACAGAUGAGGCAUCUGAUGUGGUACCAGAUACAUCCCUUUACAGGGAAGAUCGCUCUUUAGAGGUAGAUUAUUCUUCCCUUAUUGAUGUCCGCAUUGUUAAGCAUGGCAACCUCAACACAGCCAAAGCAGUCCAUGGAGAUAAAAAUGUAGCAUCAGGUUCCAGGCAGCUCGACAAAGACAAGGAAACUCGUGCUGCUGCAAAAGCAAGUGCAUGGGAUGAAAUCAGCAAGGCAUUGAACGCAAAGAAGGCAGAACUGUCGCAGGAGGAGAACGGUUGGAGUAAAAACGAUGGUUCAGUUAGGAGCUCGUGGUCGUAUAGGGGCUUGAGAGGUAGCGCAUUAGGUCCAACAGUGGCUCGUUUGAGAGCUCAAGGGCUAUGAAGACCUGAUAGUGGGGACAUUGCCUCCGAGGUAACUGCAGUCCUUAGUUUUGUGAACUUUCACAGAAGAAAUAGAAUACGACUUUCGCCUUAAAAUUGGUACUUCCGGGGUAUGUAAUGUGCAGUCGUUGGUGCAAUUCACGGCCAUUUUGUUGUAUAGUGUGUUGUAACUUACAUUGGAAUGUUUUGAAUGGUCCAACGCUAAGCAAGAACAGAAACUAUUACCGUA
This is a messenger RNA of Malus domestica (apple), 2275 nucleotides long. Its product is annotated as coilin-like. Lineage: Eukaryota; Viridiplantae; Streptophyta; Magnoliopsida; Rosales; Rosaceae. Gene Ontology annotation, biological process: spliceosomal snRNP assembly. The record is from RefSeq and is a predicted model, not a curated record. Gene Ontology annotation, cellular component: Cajal body. Gene Ontology annotation, molecular function: U2 snRNA binding; U1 snRNA binding.